AAGUCUGCCUCGACUAUCUGGGCUUAAGCAACUUCAGCAAAAGAAAGCACGGCUCAUCUGAAGGAGAGAUGAGUCAGACGUCCCAGGUGUGGGUGAUGCCGGUUCCGUCUGCGUUCAGUCUGGGUUUGCUGCUUUUGCUGGCGUCGGGCUGCGCCGAGGCUUACCGGACUCCGUUCCCAGAGGACGACCAGGACCGAUACGAUCCUGGAGAAUACCGCGAACCCAGGUCUGAGUGUCGUCGGUGCUGUGACCCCGGGGAAGAGCCUCCACAGUAUGGGAGUCCUUACCCGCAGUACCAGGUCGUCCCACAGAUAAACAUCACCAUCCUCAAAGGUGAGAAAGGGGACAGUGGCCAGAGAGGGCCGUACGGUAAAUCGGGCAGAGCGGGGCAGAUGGGUGCCCCAGGCCCCACUGGCAUGAAAGGUAACAAGGGGAGCAUAGGUGCUCCGGGGGAACCGUGCAAGCGUUACUACGCCGCGUUCUCCGUGGGACGCAAGAAAGCCCUUCACAGCAACGACUACUACCAGACGCUAGUCUUCGACACGGAGCUGGUGAACCUGUACGGCCACUUCAACAUGUUCACCGGCAAGUUCUUCUGCUACGUGCCUGGCAUCUACUUCUUCAGCCUGAACGUUCACACGUGGAACCAGAAGGAGACGUACAUGCACAUUAUGAAGAACGAGCAGGAGAUGGCGAUUCUCUACGCGCAGCCCAGCGACCGUUCCAUCAUGCAGAGCCAGAGCUUGAUGCUGGAACUGGAAAGGGACGAUGAGGUGUGGGUGCGUCUCUAUAAAGGCGAACGGGAAAACGCCGUCUUCAGCGACGAUUACGACACUUACAUUACGCUCAGCGGACACCUCAUCAAAGCCAAAAGUGAGGGAUAGACAGCCGUGUCUAUGCGAUGGCGACUUUCCUAUAGUCAUGGUUUUUGUUGUUGUUGUUUUUUUUUUUAACUUACGUCAAGUGUAUUGGAACUAUAUUGAUUUGUUGUUUUCUUUUUUGUCAUGGUAUCUUUACAUCUUACGUUGUAUAUGAAAACAUCUUUCUUGUUUUUAAUGAACUGAUCAGAGACAAACAAUUUGAACAGGGACAUGAUAAGGCACACUCAAGGAUUCAUGGGAACACAAAGCAAAGCAGACCUCUUUAUUUCGACCCCUGGACAGCUGUUCCACUCUUAGGUCAGUGACAUCGUGAUUGGGGAAGGAGGCGAGAGAGUAGCGCUACUCGACAAACGCGGUGAGACGCCCAGCGUGAUUAGCUCCGUUUGUUCCGUUUGAUAUCUCUACUCUUCAGAAAAUUUGAUUCGCCCGCCUCGAGCCAAAUGUAGCAGAUUACGUAAAGGGGGACGAUCGCCCCCAGUAACUUUAUCUGAAUUCCGAGGCAUGUUUUAUCAAAAUAUCAGCAAAUAUGCUGAUGAGUAAUGGUCUCUGUAUCUAAAAUACUAUUAACGUGUAUAAACCUGUUGAGUUUAGGAAUGUGCACUAUGUCCAGGUGAUAAACUUGAUGAUCAUUUCUUAAUACUUCCAGCCCAGGUAGCCCUGGAAGUUCUAUCUUCAGGAAAUUGACAAAGCCAGUUCAGAAAAUAAGCUUCACUAGUUUACAUUUUGGUAUAAUCUAAACAGGGCCCUUCUGUAACCAGAGUGGUUGUUCAAGGCCAGCUCCAGGGGAGGUGACCCCAAUAUCCCAGCACCCCCCCAAAAAACAAGACAAAAACAAAAAAGUGGAAGAGUAGGCAAAAGCAUAGGUUGUGAAAUGUCUCCUUUAAGUCGGUUACAUUGAACAAAAUAGCACUGGGAACACAGGCGACAGAUGCACGGAGACACACUUAAGAUGACUUCGAAAUUUCAGAACUUACACUUUAGUGCCUUAUAAUUUUUUUUUUUUCACAGCACAUGAACCGAUCUGACAAGGAUAGAUAUUCUGCAGAAAAAAAAACAACAAAAAAAAAACGCCUCAAAUUUUGCUGGAGUGGGUUUUUAUAAAUCACAACCAAAUGUCCUAUCAGCACUUCAUCUUCAGCUGAAGUUGAAGUCUGCUUACGAAAGCAUCUUGCACCUCCACUGCCAAAUGCACAAACCUCUUUGUCAGAAACCUGACUUGAUAUCUGUCCAUGGUGUUGGUAUGAGUUGAAAUCCAUUGCGCAAUAUUCGUCGAGUAAUAAAGGUGCUCCAUAGCAAACACAAAUCAAAUACAACGGUGCUUUUACACAACGGACUGGUUUCCUAGAUGAUGAUUAAGACAAGACUAGACCUAGAGUUCAGUGGAUAACACACAAUAAACACUGUGUACAUAUUUGAAUUAGAAUUAUACAACUUGUGGUUCUUUUUCCUUAAAAAGUGUGAGGGGACCUAAUUGGUCCAUAGUUUUGCUGCAAUUAGUGCUUGCUCAGA
Chanos chanos (milkfish) is the source of this 2390-nucleotide messenger RNA. It is a transcript of the gene c1qtnf1, whose product is annotated as C1q and TNF related 1. The transcript is spliced from 4 exons. NCBI's taxonomy places the organism in Eukaryota, Metazoa, Chordata, Actinopteri, Gonorynchiformes, Chanidae. Bases 69 to 884 code for a protein of 271 amino acids. The record is from RefSeq and is a predicted model, not a curated record. Gene Ontology annotation, molecular function: protein binding.